Messenger RNA from Elaeis guineensis (African oil palm), 2048 nucleotides. NCBI's taxonomy places the organism in Eukaryota, Viridiplantae, Streptophyta, Magnoliopsida, Arecales, Arecaceae. The record is from RefSeq and is a predicted model, not a curated record.
AUGGUAGAAGUCCCUGAUGCAGUAAAACCACAAAAGUGUUUAACGACUCUAAUGCUCCGAAGGAGUCCCAGGACAAAAAUGAUAGAGAACGAACUUUUUGAGAGACUCCGGUUUUUACGAAUCAUAACCAUAAAUGACACGAGUCUUGAGAGCCUUCCAAACUCUAUAGGAGAUCUUUUGCAUCUGAGAUAUUUAGAUCUUGACCGGACGAAAAUCAAGAAGGUGCCGGAGUCCAUUGGAUGCCUCAUACUCCUACAGGUAUUGAACCUAUCAGGUUGUGAAUCCUUGCAUACUCUCCCUAAGGCCAUCACCAAAUUGUGCAAUCUAAGAUGCCUUCGUCUCGAAGGAACUCCAUUAACUCAUGUGCCUAAAGGAAUAGGCAAAUUAAAACAUCUUAACUAUUUUCGAGGAUUUGUGAUCGGCCAUGAUGAUAGAAGAGGCGCGGAAGAUGAUGAGGGAUGCGAUCUGGAGGAGCUACAAUCUCUAUCCCAGCUGAGAUUCCUGGAGAUAAACAGAUUGGACAGGAGAGAACCAAGGGGAGCUCCAGUACUUGCAAACAGCAACUUUCUGAGGACACUGAUUUUGAAUUGCCAACACCUUCUUGAAGAUGACGCAGAAGCACUUGCAAUCCAGAGAAUUGACAAGAUUUACAAUGAGCUUUCUCCUCAAUCCACCCACCUACAGAACCUUCAGAUUCGUAACUUCUUUGGUAGUGGAUUUCCCAGCUGGAUGAUGUCACCUUCCUUGGAUCGACUUCAUUUCCCAAGCUUGAAGAGCUGGAAUUUUGCAGGAUGGACAACCGGGAAGAAUGGUCGUUUGGUAUGGUGGAGGGGGGUUGGUGAAGAAAGAAGAGGAGCCCCCAAGUUGCUGCCUUAUCUCAGCAAGUUGGGUCUUGGUGGAUGUCCCAAGCUGAGAUCUCUUCCUCCACUAGGCCUGUUGCCCCAGCUGAAAUCCCUUUGCAUUGUGACAGCAUAUGCAAUCAAAACUAUCGGACCUGAAUUUCUUGGCCCCCGUGCAUUGUCAGCAGCGACUUCAUUUCCCAAGCUUGAAGAGCUGCAAUUUUAUGGGUUGAAGAACUGGGAAGAAUGGUCGUUUGGUAUGAUGGAGGGGGUUGGUGAAGAAAAAAGAGGAGCCUCCAAGUUGCUGCCUCGUCUAACGAAAUUGGUGCUUUAUCAAUGUCCCAAGCUGAGAGCUCUUCCAGAUAUUAAGAACCUUCCCUCAUUAAAAUCUCUGAGAAUAAUGAAUUGUCCGAGGUUGGAGCACGUGGAGAAUCUUGAUAAGUUGCAAUUCUUGGAAGUACGUUUAUCUUCUUCCACAGAGACAUCCACCACCGAUGCUGAUGGACAGACAGAGCGCCUCCCACAGUGGUUAUUGGAGCUACUCCAAAAUGCUCCGACUGCUAUGCAGAGUCUUAAAGAAUUUCAACUAAGAUGCAGCUUACCAGUCCUCAAGACCUUCCUCAAGGACGGCCCCAACUGGCCCAUCAUUCAGCCGAUCCCCCAGGUCACGAUCCAAGAGUAUUUGCCUGCAAAUCGCAGGCCAUCACAUAUUCGGUAUACCAAGGACCCUCCCACCUUCAAAAUGCAUAUAGAGGAAUGAGAAGAAUUAGAAGAACCAGAAGAAUCGAACAACUGCUAAAGCAUCCUCUCUUAUGCAAGUUACAAAUGCUCGUAGAACAGGUGGUUGAGAUGGGAAUGUCUACCAGGAAAAUGGGAUCACUGCACUCGGCAUUUUUACCUUCUUUUUUAAUUAUUUGAAUCUCUGUAUUGGACUUUCUGAUUUCUUUUUCCUAGCGUUAUGAUGACAGCUGCAACUUUCCUAGUGUGUUGAAGACAGUCAUUUGCUUGAGUGUUUUUUUUCAUUUUUGGUGAGUGUAACUAUUAAGAAUUGGUUUGUCCGCUAUAGUCGUCUUCCGCUUUGUGUUGUUGUAACACAAUCACGAAGAUUCUGAAUUUUGUGAAGUACCCAACCCAUUCCCCGUUUCUGCUCAUAUUCUCUGUUUUUAUGGCACUCGUUCAAGGAAUAUAAGAGUUCUAUGAAGUUUUUGU